CCUCCACUCGUCUGCUGUAGUUAUUUUGCGGGCUAUGUCGCUUUCGUGUUCUGCUGCUGUUUACUAUGAGCUUGUCACUGCGCGUAUUCAGUUCACAAUUGUCCAUUAACUCACGGCAGUGCUUUCUGUGUUUCCUCGUAGGGGCCUUGGCCUCUACCGCCAAUACUUAAUCUGCCUACAAGAUCGCCUAUCUCUUUCUUUGCCGGGUACAAUCAUAUCAGUAUCGCCUAAUCUCUAUUCCGGAACAAUCUUUCUCUGCUUCUCUUCGUAGUGCAUGCCGCUGUCGGCGGCUGUGCGUAGUAUGGACAGGAUUUACUCCUAGAAGACGGCUGAGUGGUUUGCGCUUUCGGUAAAUGACUAGUACCAGCUGAUCACCAAACCUGAAACCAAGAGAACUGCUCGUGUUUCAACCCCACGUACGGAAUCCGUUCGUCCGUCCGUCCCGCUAACAGCUGUUGGGAAUUGCCACUCGCGGGGUGGUGCGCGUGCGUUUGUUCCGUAGCAUAGUGACAUUGUUUUCUCAUUUCGCCGUGCAGCGUUUGAACGGUGUGACAUUGAUUGUCACCGCUGCGACAGCGGUGAUACCGGUGUUGCGACCGCCUCAUCGGUCUUGCCGGUGCUGAUUGGUGGGUGUGCCCGUUCCGGCAGCUGCUUGUGACAAGGCACUCCCUCCGGCAGCGCGAUGUCUCUGUGGAACAGUCCUGGCGGCGGUCGCACCGCCCAGAACUACGGCAGCACGCAGCGAGGGUUCGGCGGCAUGGAAAGCCCAUCACGAGCUUCAAUCGAUACGUCUCAGCGGUACCACCAACUGUGCGACAACAUCAGCUCCAGCAUAUUUGCCAUCAACAAUGACUCUGCCACUCUCGAUCGUGCUGCAAGACAGCUGGGUACGCAGGCGGACACCGACGCCUUCAGAGAGAAGCUCCACAUGACGCAGCAAAAUGCCAACCUGACCAUCAAGAGUACCACAACGGCACUGCAAGACCUGGCAACACUGGUGGCCCAGGGAGACAAGCAACAAAAACUGCAGUCAAGCCGGCUUCGCAAUGAAUUCCAGGAAGUUGUCAAGCGUUACAGCAACCUGCAGAAGACUGUGGCCACCCGGCAGAAGUACACAAUGUAUGCGCGACCAAGUGCCCAAGCUAGACCCUCUGGUGGCGGAGGCUCGCAGAGUGGCGGCUGGUUCGAUGGCCAACAACCACGUUCCGAGGAAACGACUGCGCUGCUAGACGACGCAGGUAGCCCCCAGUCACCAACGCAACAGCAGCAACAGCAGUACUUAAGGCAGGACGUGGACUAUGAGCAGGCAAUGCUGGUGGAGCGGGAGCAGCGCAUUCGGCGCAUUGAAGCGGACAUGCUGGACUGCAACCAGAUCUUCAAAGACCUGGCGAACAUAGUGCACGAACAAGGGGAUGUCAUUGAGGAAGUACCGACGAAAGACCUGCUGUCUGCUCGUUCUCGUGGUUGUGGUGGCCGCCGUAGUGGCCCUGGUCAUCUACUUCUCCAUCAAGUAGUCCCACCAGCACCAACUAUGGCCAGCCUCCACUGUUGCCUGCACUGUGCACGCACAUGCCGUUUUUCAAAUGUUACCGGUGGUAAUCGGAGCGAAACAUACGCUAUGGAUGCCUUCUCGGUGAAAAUCGCGAGGUCUAUGUUUCAUGUGUGCAUUUGUUUAAGGAAGACAGACAGAAAACCUUUGUCAUGUGCCCCCUAUAUGCGGCUCAAGUCGUCGCGGGCAUCUCGAGUUCUGUUAACCAGAGGGUGAUGUAGCAGUUAAAUGUUCACCGUUUACAGCAAAACCCAAAGACUAUAGCCAGGGAAAAGUUUCUCGCUGUUGACAUCGCUGAGUACUACUGUUAACAAGAGCCACUGACAUGCCGUUUGGGUUCCUACACAUUUUGGCUCGCAGAUCAUUUCAGUGACUGCAAAUGAUGUUCACACAGUCUGUGGAAAGCCUACUUCUAGCAUUGGGCUGGGCUGGAACCGAAAUUCACGCCAUUGGCACUUCUGACUUCUUGAGGCCUCAAGAUAUGGAAGGUCCUUUGCUGGACUCGCCAGCACAUGUUAGCCUGAUGAUGAAGGCACACAUGCGGCAUCCAACUUUUAAUAAGCCUUGAUAAACUGGUUCUUUGAGCACUGUGCUACUGUAGGUGUAGUACUUAUUUAAUUGCCAUGACAACAGUACUGUGCUUGAUACCCUGACAUAUUGGUCCUUUAUGCCUUGAGGCUAUCGAGGACAGGCUUCCUCCUUACCUGUUCAGACUUGCGGGACCAACGUUUUGUUACGCAGUUCAGUGACGCUUCUUCAUGUUAUUGGAGUGAUUGUCUUCGUUGUGCAGAGCUGCACAUUUUCCCACUCAAGCGUCACUCAACCUUGCAGCCAAUCAGGAGCCAAGUCAUUUUAACCAAUCAAUCAACUUUUCUUUAUAGGUCUACUUAGUGUUUGGAUGUGACUGACCACUACUCUCAAUGAUUGCACUGUUUCCUGGAUGCUUAAUGGGAAGAUGUGCAGGAUGCAAGUGCCAUAUUGAGCAAAUCAUGCGGGCUCAAAACUGGUUGUCAUGACUCGGAAGGUUUUAGGUCACGACAAACAGCUUAUAUGAUAUAUGAUAAAAGAUGGCAGUAAAGGGAGGUAAAGGCUUGCAUGUUCUAUCCUUCUUGUUUUUUUUCCAUGCAUGGUUGCGAAUUGCACAAGUAAGAGGGAAAACCUGGACGAUGCAUCGACGCAGGUCAAAGAAAUGACAGGCAAACACAAUAUCUUCUUUGCUCCAAGUGGGGCAAUGGGCUCAUAAAGAGAGAUCAAAUAAAGAGAACUGCAAGGCAUUUAAACUGACAUUUGAAGCAUGGAGCUUAAUACUAAUAUUGCUAGAGGGAGAUCUGCUAAGGCAGCACGAGAAAAAUGGUUGGUAUGUGUAUUUGUUUAAACAUCGUCCUUCUGGCUUCCAUUGACCAUGUUGAAGUUAAUUUGUCAUUGCACAUUCUUGGUACAGCAAUGAUUUGCCUCACUUAGCUGUUAACUUCGAUCAUACGACUCUUUUCAAAACAUUCGUACAAUUGGAAAACAAAACCAUUUGUAUAGUAUAGUCGGACAUCAGUACCCAAGCUGAGCUUACCCCUUAAGUAGCCAAUAAGUGCUCACAAGUUUAGAAUGGGCCAUUUCAAGUUACUCUUGCUGAGAUAUUUGACAUUUUUGCUACUAGAAUGCAUAUUUUAAGCCACAUAGAAACAAUGUUUUGCUUCAGUAUACUGAUACUGUUUUGGAAUCCGCAUGUUUGGUUUCCAUAAACCAGGACUCAUUGAAAUAAGGCAUGACCAAGCAAAUUUUAAAUUUGCUUUGUUAUACCCAAUAAUUUGUCAUUUGUGUUUGUUGUAGUGAGGCUCAGCUACACUCUUAAGGAAAUUUUUAGGAAAGCAGUUAAUGAAACGGAACCACAAAGAGCAGUAAUAGAACCUGCAAAGCGCUUUAUUUUCUUAACUGAGCCAGAUCAUUGAAAAUGUUUGUGCUACCCAUAACUUCCACAGUGGUCAAACAACUGCAUCUCUAGUGAAACAGCAUGAAGCUCUGUGCGGUCACUAUCACAAGAGAACCAAAGCAGCUUCAAGAAAGAAAGAAAGCAAUGUGCUAUCCAAUUUGUUAGUAGCAAACACUCCUGUAAAGUAAAUUUUUUCUGUACGGAGCAGAGUGGACACCACGCUGAGUGGUCUUUGAAGCAGAAACAUGAAACUGGCUUUUCUGCUGUUUUUCUUCUGACUGUAGUGUGUACAACAUGAAGGUAAAAAUGCUCAGUAUCAGUACUAGUUCCUCUACCAGCUGUGAUUUUUAAAGAAAAACUGAUCACUGAUAUGCGGCUGUUCACUCAUUGGACUGGGUAAGCUUGUUUUCUCUGAUGCUGAACAAAACUGCAUUCAACGUGCGCUACUUUUCUAUGGCCUCCUCCAAGAAGCUUGUCGAGUCUUUGCUAUGGCUGAAUUUCGCCUCCCUUCUUUUUUUUCCUUUCCCUCAUCAAACCGCUGGCCAAGCCUUUGUUACGCAUGCCUCAAAAUCGUUUCACAACAACGGGCAUGUGGAUUUACCGUCCACCUCCUUCUUCUUACUUUUUUUUUCAAUAUAGUACAUGUAUAUUACUUGAACCUCUUGUUUUGUAUGCGUUGCAUGCUGUAUAAUAAAGGAUUGCUUGUAUGUUGUGUUUGCUACUAAA
This is a messenger RNA of Dermacentor andersoni, 4199 nucleotides long. RefSeq names its product syntaxin-12-like. Gene Ontology annotation, biological process: vesicle-mediated transport; intracellular protein transport; vesicle fusion. Gene Ontology annotation, cellular component: SNARE complex; endomembrane system; membrane. Gene Ontology annotation, molecular function: SNARE binding; SNAP receptor activity. The record is from RefSeq and is a predicted model, not a curated record. Lineage: Eukaryota; Metazoa; Arthropoda; Arachnida; Ixodida; Ixodidae.